AUGAAGCGACUUGACCGAUAUCAUGGGAUGGUAGUCUCGAAAUAUUUUACUUCGAUAACCGAUUUUGUUGCUUUUCAACAAGUUUCAGAGAAGUUUAACAACAAUCUUUCUAUGUUCCACUUUAACCCAUUUCCCCUCAAUUUAGCAACAAUAAAAUACUUUCCAAAUAUCGAAACUCUUAAUGUAUGGAACGACUACGAAGAAACAUUUGGUAAUGUUAUUCCAGUUUUUUAUGAUAUCAGUACUCUUGCUCGACAAAAAGAAAAUAAACAAAACUCAUUAACUUCAAACAAUCAACAAAAAAUCGAUUUUUUCAAGAUAGUAGUGUGGUACCCCGUAAAUUUUAGACUCGCUAAUAAACACAACAAGACUUACACAAAUUUUGAAUUUAAAAAUGUCGUCUACACAAGCACAGAUUCACUACUCUGUGGUUACAAAAACAUUAAUAUUUUAAAUCCAAAAAUAACUUCAUUUGAGGACGGCUGUUUUACGAAUUCACAGAUGAGUCGAUUUGAAAUUCCAAAUAACGUUACGAGUAUUGGAGUGUCGUGUUUUAGUAAAUGUGUUAAUUUGAAAGAAAUAUAUUUGUCUGAGAAUAUCAAUUAUCUUCCAAAUCGUUGCUUCUCAACGUGUCAAUCACUCUCUAUAAUAAAAAUACCAAAACGGGUGACUUCAUUGGGAGAGUGUUGUUUUGAUUCCUGUGUAAAUCUGUCUUCAAUUUCUUUACAUGACAAUUUGUUGUUGAUUAAAAUGAAUUGUUUUAUGAAAUGUGCAUCACUCGUUGAAAUAACAAUUCCUUCGAAAAUCACCAAAUUGUAUGAUUCAACAUUUUCUAAUUGUUGCAAGUUAAUAAAUGUUACAUUUAAAGGAAAUACAAUAAAAUUGUUUGGAAAUUGUUGUUUUGAAAAUUGUGAAAAUCUUGUUGACUUCAAUUUUCCUGAUUCACUCAUACAUCUUGGCGAUUCGUGUUUUUCUGGGUGCACUUUGCUCACAAAUGCGAGUAUUCCUACUAAUUUAAUUUCGAUUGGUAAAUAUUGCUUCUUCCACUGUUUCGCUAUUCAAAAACUGGUUAUCCCAAAGUCUGUAAAAUCAAUCGGAGAAUCCGCUUUCAACUUUUGUAAAAAGCUUGAUUUGUUACAAAUAGAAAGUGGUGUCGAGACUUUGAGUAAAAAUUGCUUUGGUGGGUGUUUGUCGUUAACUUCAGUGAAGUUACCCGAAGGCUUGAAAGAGAUUGGAUGCAACUGUUUUCAAGGUUGCAGUUUUUUGGAAGAGAUAGAUAUCCCACAAAGUGUGACAAAAAUAGGAGAACAAUGCUUUGCAAACUGUUUUAAACUCGUUGAAAUUACAUUUCCUCAAAGUGUUCAAAUCAUCGAAAACGCCUGUUUUUUUAAUUGCAAGUUACUCUCAAAAUUUGAUAUACCUGAAGGUGUCAAAAGUGUUGGAACAAAUGUGUUUUGUGGGUGUGAAAAUAUCACAGAAAUUGAAAUUCCAAAAGGCGUCACUUCACUUGGUAACUAUUGCUUUUAUAAUUGUAAUAAUCUUUUAAGUGUUACUUUGCAUGAAGGAUUGUUGUCUAUUGGUGAAAUGUGUUUCAAAAAUUGUGACAAGUUGGUAACAAUUGUGUUACCAAAAAGUGUUACUGCCAGAGGAAAUAUGUGUGGAAAACCCCCAAAACAAUGUAGAGUUAGUCGGAAAACGUUGUCCUGGUAUUUUUGGUCAAUAAAAAUUGGAAAAUAUCGGGAUCAUGUUCGAAAUAUAAAAAAAUCGUCGUUUCAGUUUUUUUCCUAA
Molecule: messenger RNA, 1788 nt
Organism: Entamoeba invadens IP1
Lineage: Eukaryota; Evosea; Mastigamoebida; Endamoebidae
Exons: 2
Coding region: 1-1788 (595 amino acids)
Source: RefSeq, a predicted model, not a curated record